Messenger RNA from Vicia faba (fava bean), 717 nucleotides. NCBI's taxonomy places the organism in Eukaryota, Viridiplantae, Streptophyta, Magnoliopsida, Fabales, Fabaceae. The record is from the annotation of a GenBank genome assembly.
AUGGCUGCAACUCCUUCUUCCACCAAAGUGUCCAUGAAGCUUCUUAUAGAUACAAAGAAUCAAAAGGUUCUCUUUGCUGAAGCUUCAAAAUCUGUCAUAGAUUUUCUUUUCAACCUUCUAUGCUUGCCUAUCGGCACUGUAGUGAAGCUACUAAGUGCUAAUGGCAUGGUAGGCAGCUUGGGUAAUCUUUAUCAGAGUGUUGAAAACCUCAACCAGAAUUACAUGCUGCCAGACCAAACUAAAGAUGUUCUCUUAAACCCUAAAGCUCAAAUCUCUUCAACUCACAUCUCUGGUUUUCUUACCCAGAACGCUGCCAAAGAUGAUGACGAGGAAGGAACUAAGUUAUACAUGUGCCCAAAUAGAUGUAACUAUAAUGUGACAUCAAAUAAACAAACUUAUUGUUGUUGCGGUAAUUAUAUGUCCUGUGAAGUACUCCGUGUUGGAGAUAAGAAGGUUGCUGAAAAGAAAGCUUCUAAUAUGAUUAAGAGUGGGUUUGUGAAAGAUGUUGUGACUUUCAUGGUGAUGGAUGAUUUGGUGAUCGAGCCCAUGUCAACUAUAUCUAGCAUCACACUGUUGAACAAGUUCAAUGUGAAAGAGAUUGGUACUUUGCAAGAAAAGGUGGUUGAGAUGGGUAUGGAUGAGGGUAUCGAGUUGCUUAAGGCGUCUCUACAAUCAAAGAUGGUUUUGACAAGUGUUUUCAUCAAGAAGCAAAAGUGA